AUGAAUCGGCCCACUCACUUUGCAAACCCCGCUGAAAUUGUUCUUUCUGAAAACCCUGAUCGACCACCGGUGCUUCCUUCUGCCGAACUUGUCAAUCCACUAUCAGUGAUUCCUGCACCAACACCCGCUCCUCAGUUAAAACCAUCUGAAAUCUUCGUACCACAACCUCAACCGCCUCCUCCUCCACCACAGCAACAGAUACUAAACAGAGGUUUGGAAGAAGAAAAACCGCUUGAAGAAAUAAGCUUAAUUUUCCCGUCUGUUGAUGAAAGUGAAAAGAUGCGUCUACCCAAUUUAGUUCAAGCUGGAGAACUGAUGUAUAUCAAUAAAAAACGAGAUGAUAUCCUAUCGACGAUCGUCCGAGAUUUUUGUACUAAAAAACAUUUUCUAUUAUUCGUCGAAGAAUGUUUAAUCCCACUGAUGUAUCUACUGAAACGACACCAGAAUCUAGAUGAUUUUAUGGAAGCACUCUCGUUUAAAUUAUCACAAGUGUUUGGUCUUUCCGCAGAAACAGUUCCAAAAAUCAGUUUACGAAUGCUGAUACACGUCCUAUUAAUGAAAUCAGAUUUAUCCAUGAGGCGUAUGAUAAUGUCUUUACUAUGUAAACGAAAUCCAGUUCCAUUCAUUGCACCAACAAAUGACGUACAACAGCAACAACAAUAUCAGGUUGUACCGGAAAUUUUUCACAUAUGGGAUUAUGAUACACCGACAUUUUUAUCGUUUGGCAUCGGUCCAUGUUCCGGUAAAUCAACAUUGUUGAAUGCAUUGUUCAUGUCGACCUUUGAACAGUCAUCACAAACCGUUUAUUUCCAACAGACAAUUGAUAUUGAUUUUGGUUACAGUUUUCUACCAUCGCGAUCAAUGAACAUAGCAGAUGCACACGGACAAAUGACAAAACAAUUGCUGUAUAAAAUACAUGAAUUGUUCGAGGGUUUUCUUAUCCAUGUUGAUUAUGCUUAUCUCGAAAAUAACGUUGAAACUGUAUUGGAUUUUAUCAGUGAGUUACCAUCUUCGAAAUUUCGUCUACUUAUUGUUCGCGAUCUACAGAGUCACCUUGGUGAACGCUAUUCAAAAUUGUUAUUAACACGUUUUUCUACGUCAUUGGUUCAACAGUAUGCAUUAAAACACAUUGCCGAUCACAAUAAUACACAGAAUAAACAUUUAAUUAGAAUGUUACGUGAUAUAAUUCUAAAUGAUGCUCCAUCUACAUUUAGACAUGAUAAAGAUUUUGUUAAAAGUGCACUAAAGCGUAUUAUCGGUAAUGACUAUAAACAACAUCUGUCAAAAAUGUAUGAAACAAUUAUACCGUUAGAACGGAAAUUACUGCAACUAGUUGAAGAUGAAACGAAAAUUGUUGAAUACUUUCCAGAAUAUUCAAAUUUUGAAAAUUUAUUACGUCAAGAUAUUACUGAACGACGACAAAAACAGGGUUUAACAACGGGCGGUGUCAUUUACGAUUUAUUUGUUGAAAUGUUAAAAACUUCGGAUGCGCUCAUGUGCUUAAACUUGUUAUCAAUAGAGCUGAAGGAACAACGAAAUCGUGUAGUAUCAACUGGCGAACAAGCUAAUCAACUACCAAUACAGAAAAAGUUGUCGUUGGAAUUAUUAUGGCGAAAUGCUAUAGUCUGCAGGCAGAGUCACCCAUCGGAUGAUGAUAACGAGAGUAUAGAAAGACUUAUUGUUCAACGGUACUUUGAAUAUAUCAGAGCAGGAUUUCCAUUUGAAAUCAUUGAUGGUGAUAAUUAUUAUUUUCCACAUUCAUUUCUAGCAAAAGCCUUAUCUAACUUUCGUAACAAGAGAAUUUUAGUAAUCAGUGUUAUUGGACCACAAAAUUCAGGGAAAAGUACUUUACUCAAUUAUAUGUUUGGCACAUUUUUCGAUGUCAGAGACGGCCGUUGUACUCGAGGUAUUUACGGUUCAUUUGUUAAAUCAAAUCGUCGAGACUUUGAUUAUAUUAUGAUCAUAGAUACAGAAGGUUUAUUAGGUGUGGAACGUGAAGAUAAAGAAUUUGAUCGUCGAUUAGUGCUAUUCUGUUUAGCAGUGUCACAUUUAGUUAUCGUGAAUAUGAUUGGUGAAGUCAAUGAAAGUUUAAAAACAAUGUUAACAUUAUGUGCCGACUCUCUGAAACAGAUGAAUGUCAAUCGUGUUCCACAACCAACUGUACAUUUCAUUUUGAAUCAAAAAGCUGAUUUAAAUAUCCAAAAUAAUCAAGCAGCUAUUGAUAAAAUUAUAGCCGAUUUAAAAAGUUUUGAUUUAAGCGGGAUGAUCGAUAUCAAACCUGAAACAUUUCAUACACUGCCUAAUGCAUUCAAGAAAGAGCGUGGUCCAUUAAACGACACCAAUCUUCCAUGUUUAAUUAAAACUGAACCAGAUUUCAUUGAGUUAGUUCAACUUUUAUGCGGUAAAAUUGUUAAUUCAGCCUUAGCAUGUUUAUCAAGAUCCUCUGAACAAUUUACCGAUCCCCUACACUGGCUCCAGUCUGCAAUCACAGUAUUUGAUACAUUGCAAAAAUUUGCAGAUCUCACGUAUUAUCGAGAUAUCGAUGAACGUCGCCAGGAUUAUGAAAUACGCGAAUAUAUAAGUGCAAAACUAGCAGAAGAAUUUUCUUCACCGUACCGUGAUCAGAUUACUGCUGAAUCGGUCAAUAAAAAUGAACGACAAAUUGAAGAAAUGCUCAUACCCGAAAUGGAAAAGAAACAAAAGGAUCUGAAUGAAGAUUUAGAGAAACAUUUGAAAUCAACUAAAACAUCUGAUACAAUUCGUAAAAGAUGUAAACAAUUUCUACUAGCACAAAUUAUUGAACAGUUUAAUGCAUUACGAACAACGUGUAAAAUGGUGAGUGAAAGAGCACAAGUCCAACUGUUAGUGCAGAGUGGUACAGGUGACUUAAAACAGUUGAUUGAAGAUAUUAUUGCAAAAGGUACACACAUGUCUGAACAGUCAGCAUCAGAAGUUUUUGAUCAUAUGUACAACAGUAUUAUUAAAAAUAUUAAAAAAAAUUUUGAUCAAAAUGAAAGGGUGACUUUGGCUCUGAGACAUAUCUACAGUAUCUAUUGUAUUUAUGAAAAAAAUUGUUUACCAGAUUAUAACAGCGGCGUACUGAAUCAUCUGCCUUGGCUACAACAUCUUACUAGUGAAGUGCAGGAAGAGUAUAUUCUGGAUGAAUUGGCAGUUCUUUUCACUCAAGUUGCGUAUGAAUACCCGCUGGUAGAAGAACAUACAUUCACACCUGAUGCAAUGAAUCCCUAUUCCACAAAGGUAAUCGAAGAUUUGGUUCAUCUAAACCAGAAGCUAUUAAAACACCGAUUUAAACAGUUUUUGGCAUCCAAUUCAAUAACUGAACCAACUCAAAAAGAGCUCAGCACCCUACGCUAUGUUUUAAAUGCGAUAAAAAACCAGGUCGUAACGAGCAAAGAAGAAAAGUAUACUGCUGCAACUAAAAAUUUUCUAUGUCUUAUUAGAAAAGAUAUCAAACAUGAGUGGAAAAGUGUUUCGAAAGAUCGAAGUAUCGUGUCAGAUGAUGAUUCACAUGUACAACUACACAUACAAGCGUCUAAACUUCUUCGAAAUGUUAUUCAAUCAAUUGUUAAAGCUACACGUGGGAAUACUGCAGAUGAAACACGACAGAUUCAGACUGAUCUAAUACAAAAAAUAGUUGGUGUUAUCAGUACUCUAAUCAAGGAUAUUAACUUGGAACUGAGUCCAUUUUGUUUAUCACUGAACAAACCCCUAAAAUCGACGUUUCAUAUAUGUGCCAUUGUCCUGUUAACAAAAUAUUACUAUAAUGAACAGGAAAAUCAUUUUCUGCAAACAUUAAAUACAUUGAACAACACAAAAGACCAUUUAAAAUCUUAUUUCAUUACAAUGGUUGUUUUAAACAUCUCAAACGAUUCCAACGGUGCAGUCAGUUUAUGUAAACAACUGAAAGAUUAUAUGUUGAAAAGUUUCGUCGACAAAGGACAAAAAAGUAUUAAUUCUGAAUUGAGAAAAUACGAUAAUUUGAACCGUAAAUGGGUACAAGAUCGAUGUGACGGAGAGUUGCUUUCAGCAGAAAAAAAAUGGUUUAUGGAUUAUAUUGAAAAUCCGACAAAAGUUAUUGAACAGUCGUUUAAUGAUACAUGGAAUAAUAUCAAACAAUCAAUAAACCAAAAUUUAAUACAGCUGAAAAUGUACCAUAUCGAGGCAUUAGUGAAUUUUUUUUACUGUAUACAAGCGCAACUGUAUAAACCAGAUAUCAAGUUAAUGGAAAUUACAAAAGCUAUGACAACUGUUUAUCAUAGCUGUACGAUCGACAAUUUAUCGGCAUUUUUACACUGUGUGUUACAAGAAAAAGGCGCAAUGCUGACCGAGUUCGGUACGCAGAAAUGUGAUUUUGAUACAAUUGAUACGCAGGACACCUAUGCCCGACUGUUAGACAAAAUUCGCGGAUGUCCAGAUCGAUGUCCAUGUUGUCAAAGGCCGUGCGAUGUUGAUCAUACAUUGAUAAAAUCCAAUCCAGGAUCGGAAAGUAAUAAACGUCGUUGUGCUACAGGGCAUGCGCUAAGAGCGAUGAAUGGCUAUAAAUUUGAAGAAACCGAUGAAGCUUCAUUAUUUAUGUGUGAACAGAUAAAAGACGGUCAAACUAUUGUUGUUGGUUCUCUACGAAAAAGAUGGUCGCAGUUUAAAUUAGAUCAUCGCGAUUGA
Molecule: messenger RNA, 4683 nt
Organism: Didymodactylos carnosus
Lineage: Eukaryota; Metazoa; Rotifera; Eurotatoria; Philodinida; Philodinidae
Source: the annotation of a GenBank genome assembly